GCGGGUUUCGUUAACGACUACGUUUCCCGUCAUGCAGCGCGCUGCUCGGUUGCCAGGACUCUGUAGAAGCUGAUGGCCGCUGUGAUUGAUGUGUUACAGAAAGCAGACUUGAGAGUCACGUGACCCAUGGAAGCUGUGGCUGCUGUAGCCUGAAACGAGACACUUUGAUUUCCAUUCGCUGCAGCUGCAUCCCCUAAUAACCCUGCUGAAUAUGCUGGAGCAUAUUAGACUCAGGGGCGGGCCCAAAUAUACUGGAUUAUUAUAGCAGAAAACUUUCAGUUGUGAAACCAUUUAUCUGCAUAGUUGAUAGCUCAUGAUGGAGAGUGAGGCCAUGAACGGCUGGACCAUGAACUUUGACCUUCCUGAAUCUCAGAGCAGCUUCCUGCCGGCCAUGAAAGCUCUCCCUAUUUCAGCUGUGAAGCAAAACAGUGUCCUACAGACGCUUGUGAGCGGUUCAGGAGAACCGGAAAAAGAAUGUGACAGGGAGGAUCUCUUGAGAGCACAGGAGGAGUGGGAGGCCUUAGAAACCCUGCAGACAGGGCUGCACAGCGAAAAAUCAGGUCUCCUGGGAGACUUUCCUGGACAAACCAGUUUGAUCUCCUUUAAUGAAGCACUUCAGUACUUCCAGACAGCAGAUAUGUCAGAGUACAAGAGGAAGAUUCAGCCUACGGUUCGUCGUUCAGGACUCUCUCUAAUUUCUCACAUGCUAUUUGGGCCUCCCCGGCUUAGCAAGGAACUUCAUUCAGAGCGGGACCUGGUGCUUGCUAUUGCACAAUGUCCCCUGGACAACAGUCAGCAGGUUCACACCAGAGUCCUACAGACCAUAUACAAGAGGCUCACUGGGGCCAGAUUUGACUGCCCAUUGUAUGGAUCACACUGGGAGCAACUAGGAUUCCAAGGUCUGGAUCCAGGCACAGAUCUUCGAGCAGCUGGAUUGCUGGGUCUGAUGCACCCUUUGUACAUGGUGAUGGAGCCCAAAACACUGCCUCUUGCCCAUGAUAUUUACAGACUGUCACAGCACCAUACACAGAAUUUUCCAUUCUGCAUUAUGUCCAUUAAUAUCACCAGAAUCUGCCUCCAGGCUCUUAGAGAAGAACGAGUCUCCAAGGAAUGUAACCGCCGACAGCAGGUGUUUGCUGUACUCAAUGACUUCUAUGUGGCGACGUUCUAUCAUCUCUACCAUAUGUGGAAGACGCAGAAGAAAACUAUCAGUGACUCAGGCUUUGUCUUGAAAGAGGUUGAGUCUUUUGCCAAGAAAAACCCCAAGGAAUUAUUGCGCCAGUUUGACAACUAUCUGCAGGAGCGGCCUUUGCCCAAAGACCUGUCCCCAGAGAUUUGGGACCAGCAACCAAUAGAAUCUUCUAACCAGAGUCAGGGAAGCAGCCAUGGGAAUAUUUGCUUCACAGGCGUGUGUGAACAGCAAGUGCAAGAGGACAGGCUAAUCUGAGCAAAGGGAAGAAAAAUAGAUCUAAUAUUUUUAGAAGGAGCACAAGGAAUUGUAGUCUGUACACAGUGUCCCAGCAGCUGGAAUCUGUUGUCAGAAGGAGCAGUCUGAGAUCAAGCACCUCAGGCAGAGAAGAAAUGACACAGGAAAAACACAUUGAGGUGUCCUUGGUAAAGCUCUUUCUGUAUAAUAGGUCUGUCCAGCUGGAGGCCCACAUGCUAGAUGUGACCCUUCAAGGUUUUCUUUAAUGGCCUCCUUCUGUUUUGUUAUACUUUCAUGACUUAAUCUUGAUAUUAUCAAGCUGGUGAAAAUGUAGUAUGUUCGCUAAUUAGCCCACUACAUGGAAAGAGUUGGACAGGGCUUGUGUAGAGGGUUUGCUACAAGCAGCUUUAGUUAAUGAGCUCAAAGCUUAGACGUGUGCCGUUACCAGAUUAACUCACCGGACCUGCAAUGACAUUGUACAGAAAGCAAGAUUUCAGGUGUAGGAUUUCACAUUAAAAUGAUCGAAUUGAUCAGUGGUCUGAAUACUUUAGCACCGUAUGUGAUCACGCAAGGGUUUAUUUUUAUUUGUCAGGCAAUUAGGAUAUACAGUUUACUGUUUCUGUGAAUGACAAUAUACGAUUAGUCUUCUUUUCCUUAUUUAUAUAAACAAUAGUAGUGUUUCUGAGGCAAACACACCAGUUUUACCAGUGCAGGGCAACACUGCAUUAUAUUUGUAUUACUUUAAAACACUUAUUUUUUUGGUGUUACAUUCCCUUUAAAGUAACAGUAACAAAAAAAAAAGUGUUUUAUAGGAAUGACUAUAUUAGUUCUGUUGCUCUGUACUGGUAAAACUGGUGUGUUUGCUUCAGAAAUACUACUAUAGCCAUUCAAGCACAGGAAACACAAUAGAUCAGAUAAAUUCUGAAGAAUCCCAGUGUAUACUACAGAGCUUAUCUGUUAUCUGCUGUGUAUCCUGUGCCUUUUCGGCUGCCCCCAUGGCUACACAGCAGCUUGUUUAUAUAAAUUAUAGUAGUGUUUCUUAUGCAAACACACAACCUUUCCAGUGCAGCACAAAACUACAUUAUAUUUUCAUUACUUUAGAACACUUUAAUUUUUUGGUGUAACUGUUCCUUUAACAGCAUUUGAGCUGCUGGGAAACCUAUAUCAAUAGCUAGUGAGCCAAUGGUAGGAUUUAACAUAAUCCUCCUCUGUCUGAAUGUACUGAAAACAUUAAGAGGCAUAUUUAUCAAGGGUCAAAUUUCGAAUUGAAAAAACUUCGAAAUUCGAAUUCAAGCAGACCAACCGAAAUGUAGUUAUUUUUUUGGGGGUCGAAUAAGCCCAUUUUCGAUCAAAUAGGCCCUUAUUCGGCCGAAUUCGAAUUGUACGAAUUGAAGAAUAGCACAUUCAUUCUAAUUCGAUUCAAGUUUUUCCCACAAAAAAUAAAUUUUUUAAAGUCCACCAAUUGACUCCAAAUAGGUUCUAGGAGGUCCCCCAUAGGCUAAAACAGCAACUCGGCAGGUUUUAGAUGGCGAAUGGUCGAAGUUGAAUUUUUAAAGAGACAGUACAUGAUAAAUUUCGAUUUUCAUUCUUUUUCAAAUUUGAAUCGAAUUUGGACUAUUCAUUAGUCGAAGUACACAAAAAAUAGCUCGAAAUUAGAUUUUUUUUUAAUUCAAAAAUUCACCUCGACCUUUGAUAAAUCUGCCCCUAACUGUUAUGUAAUUUAUGUCGUUUGUAUGUUUAGUUACAACUUCCACCCCUAGACGGCCUUAUGUGAUGCAACUACAGCCCUGCAUAAAACUGUGAAUGGAAAUGCUGGACACUACAGGAGUGCUGGGGUGGUGACGUACCAACAGCUUCAUGUUCUUGCUCCAUGUAAGAGAACCAGUACAGUUAGAUCUGAUUCAUGCAAUCAGAGUCUAUGCAGAAAAUUGAAUAUACAAAAUCAUGUAUCUUUGUUCAACAUUCAACAAAACUGUAUUGUACCCUAGACAUGUAUGAACUGGGAUCUCGCAGUCUCUUAAUUAAAGGACAUAUUUGAAAAUAA
This is a messenger RNA of Xenopus laevis (African clawed frog), 3470 nucleotides long. It is a transcript of the gene elmod3.S, whose product is annotated as ELMO/CED-12 domain containing 3 S homeolog. The record is from RefSeq and is marked provisional. Lineage: Eukaryota; Metazoa; Chordata; Amphibia; Anura; Pipidae.